Manduca sexta (tobacco hornworm) is the source of this 539-nucleotide messenger RNA. RefSeq names its product rho GDP-dissociation inhibitor 2-like (gene RhoGDI). The coding region runs from base 241 to 504 and encodes 87 amino acids. Gene Ontology annotation, cellular component: cytosol; membrane; cytoplasm. Gene Ontology annotation, molecular function: protein binding; Rho GDP-dissociation inhibitor activity. The record is from RefSeq and is a predicted model, not a curated record. Lineage: Eukaryota; Metazoa; Arthropoda; Insecta; Lepidoptera; Sphingidae. The transcript is spliced from 3 exons. Gene Ontology annotation, biological process: Rho protein signal transduction.
CGAUACAGCCGUGAAUGAUCAUAGACGAUCUGUGAAUAAAUUAUUUUUUAGGGUUCGAUGACCGCCCGGAAGCAUUUUGUCCGUCAUUUUUGAUCUAUAGAUUUUAGAAAUCGUUAAUUUUUUGGAAAUUUUAUCUUUAUUUUGGUGUACGUCACAAAUACCUGUAAGAAUUAGUUUAAAGUAUUCGUAAUUUCUUCGUUUUGUAUCAGCCAUCAACGCUUUGUCGUCAAAACAUAAAACAUGUCUGGUGAUCCAGAAGUAGCACACACCCCUGAAGAAGAUACUGAGGAGGAAGAAAUCAAGUCGUCAUACAAACCUCCUCCGGAGAAGACUAUUGAGGAGAUCCUUGCAGCGGAUCAGGAAGAUGAGUCAUUAAGAAAGUACAAAGAGGCAUUGCUCGGGCAGGCGCAGGCAGGAACUGUUGUUGUUGAUCCAAGUGAUGAACGCAAGGUGAUAGUGAAGCUUUGCGUUGUGCGUCACUGGACGCGACGACGUCGAGCUUGAUCUGUCUGGGGACCUCACUGAUCUCAAAAACAGGU